AUGGAAUUACCGCUCAUACCGAAAAGAAAAAGAAGGGCCGACGAUUCUAUUGCUGAUAUCUUUGAUCUGAACACGAAACAAUCAGAAAAGCCGAGCUCUUCGGAUUUAAUUCGGAAGAACCGUCGAGGAGAUAAUUGUGAAAUUUGUCUUCAGACAGUGCUCAGUCCUGUGAUAACUCCCUGUUUGCAUAAAUUUUGUCAACGUUGCAUUGAAGAAAGUUUGAAAGUUCAACGGGUUUGUCCUAAAUGCUCACAGGGACCAAUAGACCUUAUGGAUCUAUCUCCCGUCAACCCUUUCCCAGCCGACAAAGCGAAAGAGGAAGAAAAUGAAGUUUCAAGAAUGUUUUCGGAUAUACUACGGUCGAACCUUGUUUCUUCGGAAAUCGAUGAGAUGAUCAAGGUUUUAUCGAAAAAACGGGCAGAGUUGAAUGUCGGACAAACGAUUACGUCUGAUUCACUUGUAGAUGUUUUUACUCGAGAGUUUCUAAGAAGAAAGGAAAUUCAACUCUCCAAUAUUGUUAGGCAAUGUGAUAUUAUAAAGCGGGAUAGAGAUGUUAUCAAUUCUAGGAUAUUAGCUGCUUCUGGAAGGAAAGUCUUCACGGAGCCUGAACCUCUGGAUACGUUGAGCGACAGAAUGCUAAAGCAUUUCGACGGAUUGCAAGCAUAUUAUACUGAGUUGUUGAAUCGUAACCACGGGUCAGAACAUGAAUUGUCUUCAACAUUAUGCAAUGAAUGUGAAGGUGCUUGUAAAGACGAUGAAGAACGUUUAGAUAGAAUGGGAAAUGUUAUUAGAGGAGUUGCUAAAUAUGGCCAAGUGGAAAGAAUAGCUAUUUUAAAUUAUGAUACGGAAGUGUGUCCUCAACAGUCAAUAGUGUCUAGUCUCGAGUUUGAUAAGGAAGGGGAACUUUUUGUUGUAGCAGGUGUUACAAAAAGGAUAAAAAUAUUUAAUUAUGAGAACAUUGUUGAUUUUCCGGAUGCACACCAUUACCCCUUAGCCCAACUUCGCUGUCGAAGUAAAAUAAGCAAUGUAUCUUGGAGCCAGUUUCAGCGAGAGCUAAUGUGCAGUAGUGAUUAUGAUGGAACUGUUAGUGUAUGGGACAUCAAUACACAACAAGUGUUGAAAUCCUUUCAUGAACAUGAAAAACGAUGCUGGACUGUUCAUUUCAAUAAUGUGGAUCCACACUUGAUAGCGAGUGGUAGUGAUGAUGCAAAGGUGAAAAUAUGGAGUUUAAAUUGUGAUAGAUCAGUUACUUGUAUCGAUGCCAAAGUUAAUGUAUGUUGCGUAUGUUUUAGUCCAACUAACAAAUUCAAUAUUGCCUUCGGAUCAGCAGAUCACACAGUACAUAUGUAUGACAUCAGACAGCCGUCAACUCCUGUGAGCAUAUUGAAAGGCCACAAAAAAGCUGUUUCGUAUGUAAGAUAUGUGAAUGAUGAUCAAGUUGUAUCAGCCUCUACGGAUAGUACUUUGCGAGUAUGGUGUGCUAAGACUGGUAGAUGUAUCCGGAUAUUGCGCGGGCAUAUUAAUGAGAAAAAUUUUGUCGGGUUGAGUGAUAAUGGAAGUGAUCAUGUCAUGUGUGGAAGCGAGAAUGGAAGCGUCUAUUUUUAUCACAAAUACAUAUCGGACCCAAUACUAGCAAGUUAUGUGGGCAAAGAGGAAACCGUGGGAGAUCCCGAAGGGUUCAUAUCAUCUGUUUGUUGGAGAAAGAAUUCAGAUGUCGUUGUUGUUGCGAAUAGUUUUGGUAGUGUUCAGUUUUUGAAGUUGUCGUAA
This is a messenger RNA of Auanema sp. JU1783, 1767 nucleotides long. The record is from the annotation of a GenBank genome assembly. Lineage: Eukaryota; Metazoa; Nematoda; Chromadorea; Rhabditida; Rhabditidae.